UAUGACCUGGAUGACAGAAUUUGCACGGACAUGCUGUGAGGGGCGUUUCACGGUGUUCUUAAGUUUCAUUUUAGGAAAAGAAGAGGAAGUUGGCGUGUUUACACGAUUGAAACAGUGAGAUAACUGAAGUACGAUUGUUGUAGAGGAACGAGAUGUUUAGACAACAAUCCGUGGGAGGCUGAACCGAAGCGACAGGAGCAGGAAGUCAGUUUGUUCAGAUCAGUAAAGCUAACCGGUUCUAGCUGACAGUCAAACUGAGGGGAAUCUCGCUGUUGUGCUUUCAGGAACAUGGCCAGAACUGCUGCUAACGGAAGCUUAAAAACGCACUUGAACCAGAAUGGACUGAAACUGGAGGAUGUGAAUAAAACUCACAAGAGAGAGAAAAAUGGCCCAGGGACUGGUGUUGCCUCCAGGCAGUACAAGCAAGAGUCCUUUGAACAGGCGCCCAUGUACGUAGCUGUGAUGACAUACCUGGGCUAUGGGAUUGUCACCCUUUUUGGCUACCUCAGAGAUUUCCUCAGAGCUGUGGAAUUAGAGAGGUGCCAUGUUGCCCAGGAAAAAGAAGAACAGAAGGAUUUUGUACCGCUUUAUCAAGAUUUUGAGAACUUCUACACUCGAAAUCUGUACAUGAGGGUAAGAGACAACUGGAACCGCCCUAUAUGCAGCCUGCCAGGACCUGUGUUUGACCUGAUGGAGAGGGUGUCUGAUGACUACAACUGGACAUUCAGGUUAACUGGGAGGACAAUACACAAUGUCAUCAAUACGGGCUCUUACAACUACCUUGGUUUUGCUGAGAACAGCGCUGAUUUCCUGAAAACUGUGGCAGAUGUAACGUGCCAAUAUGGGGUUGGAGUUUGCAGCACAAGGCAGGAAAUAGGUAACCUGGGCAUCCAUGAAGAACUGGAUAAACUUGUGGCCAAUUUUCUUGGAGUAGAGUCCUCCAUGACCUUUGGGAUGGGUUUCGCCACCAACUCGAUGAACAUUCCAGCACUUGUUGGCAAGGGUUGCUUGAUAUUGAGUGAUGAGCUCAAUCACACAUCUCUCAUCUUAGGGGCCAGACUGUCAGGAGCGACCAUCCGAGUGUUCAAACACAACAACAUGCUCAGCCUGGAAAAGAUGCUAAGGGAGGCAGUUUGCUCAGGGCAGCCUCGGACCCACAGGCCCUGGAGGAAGAUCCUCAUCAUGGUAGAAGGCAUAUAUAGCAUGGAGGGCUCAGUGGUGCGACUGUCUGAGAUCAUUGCCCUAAAGAAGAAGUAUAAAGCAUAUCUGUACCUGGAUGAGGCCCACAGUAUCGGAGCAGUGGGGCCAUCAGGGCGGGGAGUGACCGAGCUGUUUGAUGUGGACCCAGCAGAUGUGGACGUGAUGAUGGGCACCUUUACCAAGAGCUUUGGGGCUGCUGGAGGUUAUAUUGCAGGAAAAAAGGAGCUGGUGGACUACCUGCGCAGUCAUUCUCACAGCGCAGCAUACGGCACGGCCAUGUCCCCACCUGUCACUCAGCAGAUCAUACGUGCCAUGAAGUGCAUCAUGGGAAAUGACGGGACCACAGAGGGCAUUAGACGGGUUCGCCAACUGGCAGAGAACAUCAGAUACUUCAGGGCCAGGCUGAAGGAGAUGGGCUACAUCAUCUACGGCAGUGAUGACUCACCUGUGGUUCCAGUCCUGCUCUACAUGCCAGGAAAAGUGGCGGCUUUUGCUCGAGAAAUGCUGGAGCGGAAAGUAGGCGUAGUGGUAGUCGGGUUUCCCGCCACGCCGAUCGCAGAGGCCCGAGCUCGUUUCUGUCUGUCUGCAUCACACACCAGAGAAAUGCUGAACCAGGUGCUGCACCAUCUGAACGAGGUGGGAGACAAUCUCUGUCUGAAGAUCUCACAGCAGAAAUAUUCCUCACAGCCUGACCUCUAUAAUGAGGCAAACUUUGAGCCAGACAGCUGAUAUGACCUUUGACACUAUCGCUUCACACUGUCAAAACUAAGUCUGAGUGUCCAUGCUGCAGCAGAACCCAUAAACACACAGUGUAGAAUAACGCCCAUGUCUCAUUGCAGAGAAGACGCCAAAUGUUUGGCAGCUGCUUUUUUUGGUUUAUAAAACAGUGAUUUAACAGAACCGUUAUUUGUGCUUCUUCAGACUAUAUGCAUUCUUAAAGUACUAUUUUUCUGAAUACAUUUAUUUGUGAAUACAUACUGUGUAUGAAAUGAUUGCACAAGAAUGGCUGUAUUGGUCUCAAACUCAAGUAUGGUGUAAAAUAUCUUUUUGUAUUUGGCAUUUUAAUAUUGAGAAAUAAUUUCAGUCUAGAAGUCUGAUUCCUCUGCACUCAUGUUUUUAAGCAGGUUUAAAAUUUAAGAUCAGAAGAGGCCGACUCUAGUUACACAGUUAUUGUGUUUACUUAUGUCUGUAUUUAGAUGUUGAAAACUUUUUAUGGAAUAAUUUUUUACUUAUAAAUUGUUCUCAGCCACCAUUUAUUUAAAAAGAGCUGGUGGUGGUUAUUAUUACAGAGUGAUGCACAUUGUGUAAAUUUAUUUUCUUAACAUGAAGUAGUAGUUGUAAGUAACGGAAAAAGCAUUUGGAGUUGUACAUUUUCUCCUCUGGAGUACAGUUGCAUUGCUAAAAUUUCGGGUUUUCAGGUUUUAUCAUUUCUUUCCAAUAAAUACAAACACCACGCACAAAGAACUUCCAGAAUGUGUUUUGCAAUAGGAAUAUUGAUUAAAUAUCCAAAUGACCAGGCUCUAAAAAGUC
Monopterus albus (swamp eel) is the source of this 2730-nucleotide messenger RNA. RefSeq names its product serine palmitoyltransferase, long chain base subunit 3 (gene sptlc3). The record is from RefSeq and is a predicted model, not a curated record. Gene Ontology annotation, cellular component: serine palmitoyltransferase complex. Lineage: Eukaryota; Metazoa; Chordata; Actinopteri; Synbranchiformes; Synbranchidae. Gene Ontology annotation, biological process: sphingosine biosynthetic process; ceramide biosynthetic process. The coding region runs from base 289 to 1929 and encodes 546 amino acids. The transcript has 12 exons. Gene Ontology annotation, molecular function: serine C-palmitoyltransferase activity; pyridoxal phosphate binding.